This is a messenger RNA of Apiotrichum porosum, 1857 nucleotides long. RefSeq names its product ATP-dependent DNA/RNA helicase (gene DBP9). The record is from RefSeq and is a predicted model, not a curated record. Gene Ontology annotation, molecular function: nucleic acid binding; ATP binding. Bases 1 to 1857 code for a protein of 618 amino acids. The transcript is spliced from 4 exons. Gene Ontology annotation, cellular component: nucleolus. NCBI's taxonomy places the organism in Eukaryota, Fungi, Basidiomycota, Tremellomycetes, Trichosporonales, Trichosporonaceae.
AUGGCACCCACCGUCUCUGAUGCCCUCCUCGACUCGGAGCUGACCUUUGCGUCGCCCCCAUUCAGCACUCUUCUGGACGCGCGUGUCCUCCGUGCACUCGCCGACCAGAAGUUUGCCCACCCGACUCUUGUGCAGGCCAAGGCCAUCCCCCUUCUCCUCGAGGGCAAGGAUGUCCUCGCCCGCGCUCGUACUGGUAGCGGCAAGACUGCCGCCUACUGCGUGCCUGCUGUGCAGCGCGUUCUGGAGCUGAAGGGCGCUACCACCCCUGCCAGCCCAGACUACCAGGCCACUCGCGCAGUGGUUCUGGUCCCCACCCGCGAGCUCGCGAUCCAGGUCACCAACUUUGUCAAGUCGAUCACGACCUACUGCGAGGGCCUCGUGACUGUCGUCAACGUCGCUGCCGGCGGCGCCAAUGUUCAGCGUGUGCUUCUGAACGACAACCCCGAUGUCGUUGUCGCCACGCCGUCCAAGCUCCUUGCUCUGCUGCAGAGCAAGAGCGUCGACCUCACUCGCCUCGCCUUCCUUGCCAUCGACGAGGCCGACCUUCUCCUCUCGUACGGCCACAAGGAUGACCUCACCCGCAUCAUGGACCCGGCCAUGGGCUUUGUCCCCAAGCUCGGUGUCCAGGGAUGCCUCAUGAGUGCCACCCUCAGCGAGGAGAUUGACAGUGUCAAGGGCCUGGUUCUGAGGAACCCUGCCAUUUUGACUCUGUCCGAGCCCGCCACCUCGUCCGCCCUCCUCACCCAGCACUUUACCUACACCUCUGAGCGCGACAAGUUCCUCCUCAUCUACGUUCUUCUCAAGCUUAAGCUUAUCAAGGGCAAGUCGAUUGUCUUUGUCAACGACAUUGAGCGUGGCUACCGCCUGCGUCUCUUCCUCGACCAGUUCGGCAUCAAGUGCUGCGUCGUCAACUCGGAGCUUCCCCUUGCGAGCAGGUACCACGUGGUCGAAGAGUUCAACCGUGGUGUCUACGACGUUGUCAUCGCCACCGACGAGGCCGCUCCCGGUGACGUCGAUGCCGAGGAUGUCGAGGCCGAGGAGGAGGAGGAGGCUGAGGAGGAGGCCGAGCAGGCAGAGGACGAGUCUCCCGAGGACACCAACGCCGAGGCCGGUCCCUCCAAGCGCCGCGCCAGCUCCCCUGCCGGUGCCCCCACCAAGCGUCGCCGCGGCAACGCUGGCUCGAUGGCCCGUGGAAUCGACUUUACCGCCGCUUCGUCGGUCAUCAACUUUGACCUGCCGACCAACGCCACCGCCUACCUCCACCGUGUUGGCCGCACUGCCCGUGCCGGUCACUCUGGUCUCGCCCUGUCAUUUGUUGUGCCCCGUGAGAAGUGGGGCAAGGAGAAGGGUGUCAGCCUGAAGACGGCUGAGAGGGACGAACUUGUCUUUGGCCGCAUCCGCGCCCGCGUCAAGUCGGAGGGCGGCGGCGAGCUCAAGGAGUGGGACUGGGGAGGCCGACGAGGCGAGAUUGAGGGCUUCAGGUACCGUAUGGAGGACGCUCUCCGUGCGGUCACCGCGAAGCGUGUGUCGGACGCCCGCCGCGAAGAGGUUCGCCGCGAGCUGCUCAACUCGGAGAAGCUCAAGCAGCACUUUGCCGCCAACCCGCUCGACCUGGCGUUCCUCCGCCACGACGCGCCGCUGCACGCCGGUCGCUCGAGCUCGCACCUCAAGCACGUCCCUGGCUACCUGAUGCCCCGCAUUGCCGCUAUUCCGGCGUCGGGUGACGUCGCCGAUGGCCAACACAUUGGCUUCGCCAAGCGCGGGGGUGGGCGCGGAGGACGCGGUGGCCGCGGCGGCCGUGGAGGGGCCUCGAGGGGCAAGGGCCGCAAGGUGGACCCCCUCAAGUUCAAGGGAUGA